Molecule: messenger RNA, 525 nt
Organism: Drosophila willistoni
Lineage: Eukaryota; Metazoa; Arthropoda; Insecta; Diptera; Drosophilidae
Exons: 1
Coding region: 1-525 (174 amino acids)
Source: RefSeq, a predicted model, not a curated record
AUGUACACCUUUCUGCUGAUCCUGGUUCUGGUCCAACUAAUGGCUGGCACUCAGUGUGCGCCUAGCGGCGAGGAUAUAUCAUCGAUUGUCCAUUCGGCUGGCCUAUUGGGCAGCUAUGCGGGUGCCCUGAGUGGCGGUGAGGCCUUGGAUAAAAUCAAUUUCGAUACCCACUCCCACGACUUUGGCGGGGAGCAUUUGGGCUCAUUCGGUGAUCAUUUGAGUGAGGAUCAUUUCCCAGCAGACUAUGGCAGUGAUGGUGGCUCAGCGGGCGUGGAAUAUGCCGAGGCUAGUGAAUUGCAUGCCCACUUCGAUCACGAACACGAAAGUGAACCCGAGAAGCCUGUGCCGGGCAUCGAUCAUGGCAAGGGAGCCUUCAGUUAUAGCACACUCUACGAGUUCAAGGAUCGCGACGAGCAUGAACAGCAUCAGCUGCAACAUCAGCAAUUGGAACAACAAGUGGAACAUGAAUCACAACUGGAUCUCAUUUCCCAUCAUCAUCAAGAUCAUGAUUUCGACUUGCAUUAG